This is a messenger RNA of Motacilla alba alba, 657 nucleotides long. RefSeq names its product interferon lambda-3-like. Gene Ontology annotation, biological process: innate immune response; cell surface receptor signaling pathway via JAK-STAT; defense response to virus. The record is from RefSeq and is a predicted model, not a curated record. Gene Ontology annotation, molecular function: cytokine activity. The transcript has 6 exons. Bases 1 to 657 code for a protein of 218 amino acids. NCBI's taxonomy places the organism in Eukaryota, Metazoa, Chordata, Aves, Passeriformes, Motacillidae.
AUGCAGGAACCCCGGAUCCUGCCCGGAGUCCUCCGGUUCAUCCUCGCUGGCAUCUCGCACCGCAGCCUCCUCACCCCAUCGUACUCCAUCGCCGACCGUCAAGCUUUCCUUGCCAAAAUGCUGCGCCUCAGCCUCGCCUCGCUGCUCGUGCUGCUGCUGGGGGUCAGCCUGGGGGCUGCCUUUCCCCACGACAGCCCGGGGGAAGGCUGCCGGCUGUCCAAGUACCAGAACAUCGCACCCAAGCAGCGGCAGGCUGUGGACAAGAUAAGACAAGAGUUUGAGAACAACCACAAAUGCAACACCAAGCUGUUCCGCCGGAGAUGGAACGCAGUAGACCUGCCGAUCUCCGACCGAGCGCUGCUGGUGGCGGCCGAGCUGAACCUCACCAUUGCCAUGCUGGAGCUGCCCGCUGCCCCCGGCUUUGCCGAGGUGUGCCGGCAGCCCCUGGAGUUCUUCAGGGACGCCCGGGAGGACGUGCGGGGCUGUGUGAGUGCCGAGUGUCCCUCGCACCAGCCCUCGGGCAGGCUGAGGCACUGGCUGCACAAGCUGCAGGCGGCCAUGCGAGCAAGCACGGCGUGCCUCAGGGCCACCACCAUCGUGCACGUCCUGCAGGUGCUGGACAACCUGCGCUGCGCUGCCCUCCAGGACAAGUGCUGA